This is a messenger RNA of Chroicocephalus ridibundus (black-headed gull), 562 nucleotides long. RefSeq names its product dystonin-like. The record is from RefSeq and is a predicted model, not a curated record. Lineage: Eukaryota; Metazoa; Chordata; Aves; Charadriiformes; Laridae. Gene Ontology annotation, cellular component: hemidesmosome; membrane; focal adhesion. Gene Ontology annotation, biological process: wound healing; hemidesmosome assembly; intermediate filament cytoskeleton organization. Gene Ontology annotation, molecular function: microtubule binding; structural molecule activity. The coding region runs from base 109 to 375 and encodes 88 amino acids. The transcript has 3 exons.
GGCAGAGCAAUCACUACCUUUGUUUGAUAGUAUUUGCGCUUGACAUUAGGAUGGAGGGUGUUUGGCAUUUCUCGCCAGCUGGAUGUGUUGGAAGUGUGGACAGCUGUAAUGUGGUGGUGCAAGCAUAAGAAACUGUUUCAUGACAAGAUAGAUUCGACUCUUGAGAGUCUGAAAGGCACAGCUGAACGUCUGAGGCAGCCACCUUCGAUCUCAGCAGAGGCUGAGAAGAUUAAAGAGCAAAUCAGUGAAAAUAAGAACGUGUCAGUGGAUCUGGAAAGACUUCAGCCGGUGUAUGAGACGCUUAAACAGAGAGGGAAGGAAAUGAUUGCUCGCUCAGAAGGAGCCAAUAAGGAUAUAUCUGCUAAAGGCUGCUAAAGACGAAAUUGAUGGACUGCAAGAGGAACUAGCAACAGUUCUGAGCCUUGGCUCUGACCUUGGAGCUGCUUGUGGAGAGCCUGACAAACCUAUUGUCCACAAGAGCAUAGAUGAGGUACGGGAAAUGCAGGUGCUUGAAUCUGCUACGCCAGGUGCUUGUUCAGCUGAAAUUGGUAUAUCCUCCCUG